This is a messenger RNA of Medioppia subpectinata, 1474 nucleotides long. The record is from the annotation of a GenBank genome assembly. NCBI's taxonomy places the organism in Eukaryota, Metazoa, Arthropoda, Arachnida, Sarcoptiformes, Oppiidae.
AAAAGUGAUGGCAUUUUCAUAAAUGAAGAAAAUAUUAGUUUUUAUUUAUUUUGCUUACAAGUUAUAACUUUUAUCAUCACAAAUAUUUUUAUAGUUUAACGAAUUUAUAAUUUUUAUGUAUUUUUCUAAAAACAUCUGUAAAAUGAAGAAAAGAGAAAUGUUAUCCUUAAAGUUCUUGUAUUCAAAUCCUUUGGGAAAGUUGUUAAUGAAUGACAAGAUAUCAAAAAACAGUUUAAUAAUUAGAGCUGAAAACGAGCCUAACCUGGACUCAGACCCCCAACGCUCACAAUAUGUUCGCUCGAUUCCGAAAGCCUUACUCUAUAAGGAUCUUCUACUCCAGGGAUAUCUCGUUUAUCCGAAAUUUCUUAAGAAGAUUGAGAACUUUGAGGUCAGAGCCGACGACUUAUGGUUGGCUACAUAUCCAAAGUCAGGCACCACUUGGACUGAAGAGAUUCUCUCUCUUAUUUACAAUAACGGAGACAUUGAUAGAGUAAAAGAUGUAUUACUCGCUCGACGUGUUGUGCACUUCGAAGUCGGACGACCUGUCGGUCAUUCGCGUUGGCUUAAGAAAUUAAAAACUCCUCGACUUCUGGCCACACAUUUGCCGGCGACACACAUCCCAACACAACUUAAGCACAGCAAAUGCAAGAUAAUUUAUGUGAUCCGUAAUCCGAAAGACAACGCCGUGUCGUACUUCCAUCACCACAGGAUGAGCACAUUCUUAGGCAACUAUAAGGGUUCGUGGGAUAACUUUGUGGACCUCUUCCUAAAAGGACAUUUAGUGCACGGAGACUGGUUUGAACACAUGAAAGGCUUCUGGCAUUUACGACAACUCUAUCCAAAUAGAGUUCUAUUUGUCUCAUACGAAGAAAUGAAAACUGAUUUACCGAAAAUGAUUGAAAUAAUAGCAAACUUUGCCGGACAUAAACUAACAAAGGAUACGAUCGACAGAAUUGCAAAGCACUGCACAUUCGAUGAGAUGAAGACCAAUAAUAUGGUGAAUCGGGAGAACCUUCCGAUCAAAGACCUCUUCGAUAUGAAUGCGACCGAUUAUUUGGUGCCAAACAAUGUCUGCUCGAACUCUAACUCCAAUUAUAGUAUGAGUACUGAGAAGACGGAACUCCUGUCUCCGGACACGUGCUCUACAUUCAGCUGUUCUAAUGAAGACAAUAAGCUAUUGGAACUGUUAGAUGACGUCAAUCCACCGGUAAUACCCCCGCGAACCGGCAAUUGGAGGGAAACUAGUUUUUCUGAUCAAAACCCAAACCAGAAAACCCUAAUCGAUUCGUCCACCGCUCGAAGUAAUGGUAUUAAAUCGGAUCUCAUGGCUAAUACUCCGACCUCACAGUCGUUGAUAUUAGACGCGACCACUCUUUUGCAACAGCCGUCGCGUUAUGUUAACGUUGGUAUCAAUGACUCGACCGAUACUCUCAACUCAAACAACGUUAGAGUUAACGGACAACAAAUCAAUUGU